AUGCGCGACGCAAUGGAAUACAUGCGUAGAAAUGCUUCCACAAUUGGUAACAUUUCUGGAACGGAGAGCAUGUCUGCAAUCUUCAGGAACUACACAGCGGGUAACCUCAACGGCAGGUGCGCCCCCAAAUUAAUCACCUGUUCCAGCUUUAGUCAACUAGAUUCUAGCACAUGGAAUAUUGACAUGCAAGAAUUGGAGUAUAAUCCAUCAAAGAAGGAUCUAACUGAUGCUAAAAUUCAUCAUUUAUUGGCAGAAGAACUUGUGAAGCCUUAUAGACGAGUAAGUAUAGUUUUUUUUUAUAUUGAUUACAUAAGCGAAGUUCUUAAUGAGAAUGGAGAUACAGAACCAAAAUCUAGCAGGGAGGAAUGGGAUAGCCCAAUAACAUUUACAGCCAAAUCAUCCCGCGUUGAGAUGACGCGCGUCACGACUCCCACAGCCACAGAGACAAUGCUUCCAUGGAAACGGGACGAAGAAGAAGGUUCGGCAAUUCAACAAUCUGAGUUUCCAGCAUGGGCGUCCAAUAAGGAGUAUCUGGCAUAUAAUUCACCAUCAGCCACGUUUUUAGGUGGAUUGGAAAACCCACGAUCAUCCGUGAUUGGUCUGUUUCGACGGGAGAGCAUAGGAUCGGAACCGAUAAGCAGCACGGACUCGACACCUCAAAGGGAACGCCGUGGUUCAGUAGGCCGCAACACAGUAAUCCUUAUCGAAGAUGGCGCCGACUCCGAUCCCCUGGGUGUCCUUCAGAAACAGCCGACGACGUCUUCAAUACCAACGUUGCCACAACCUCCGCAGACUCCUGGACAACGACGUCAAGUACGACGCGGGUCCAUGCUGGAGCUAAGCGGAUCAAUAACUCGCGACACCAUUCCUGAAGAAACCUAUUCUACGUCAUCCUUAAGAAGACCCUCGUGGUUAACUCAAUCACGUCAAAGGCGUCCAAGCUUUUCAAGACAGCAAACUGUGGGAUUAAUUGGUAACGUUUCAUCACCGUCAUUAUCCGAUUCAUCUGAAUCUUCUGUGGAUGAAGAUGUAGAAUGUUUAAUGAAAGUAGGUUUUUAA
This is a messenger RNA of Brassicogethes aeneus, 1059 nucleotides long. The record is from the annotation of a GenBank genome assembly. Lineage: Eukaryota; Metazoa; Arthropoda; Insecta; Coleoptera; Nitidulidae.